AUGUGUUUGGGCUUCCAAGAGGAACACGAUCCGAUUGAAGAGGCUGUAGACAAGGCCAUUGAUGCUGGCAAACUUAUCAUCGCCGCUGCCUCAAACAACGGUGGUCUCUCCGGACGUGCUAGGCCAGCCCGCCAUGAGGGGGUAAUUUGCAUCCACGCCACGGAUGGGAGGGGCAACAAAGGCGGCAUGAACCCUUCUCCUCUGCCCAAUAGGAACAACUUUGCCACGCUAGGCGUCGCAGUCCGAUGUUUGUGGAAAGGCAAGGUGUGGAAGUCCGGCACCUCCUUCGCUGUGCCCAUUGCAGCAGGUUUCGCUGCAGAUAUCAUGGAGUUUGCGAGGUGCAGAUGCACCAAUCUCAAGUCUAGGAAGCUCAAGAAGCUGCAACGAAAAGAUGGCAUGCGGGCCAUUUUCGAGCGCAUGGAAAAGUUGAGGGAUGGCUAUGACUUCAUUGCCCCUCGGAGCUGUGGAACGGGCGGUGGAGUCCACAAGCGGAGCAGGAUAUUGUGGAUCUUAUUGAGCGCACAAUGGAGCCCCUCUAGCAGAGUGCAAAGCCGGACCUUAUUGAAGGAUUUAUCCACAUACAUCCUCAACGGCUCCCGGCUUCUUCUCCCUUGUUCACUUUCGCACAGCUCAGUCCGUUCACUUGCCCGUUCAGAUGGAAGGCUCGACAGCAAAACCAACAGUCGAGCCUGCCCGCAAUUUUGA
Messenger RNA from Chaetomium globosum CBS 148.51, 705 nucleotides. RefSeq lists its product as uncharacterized. The record is from RefSeq and is a predicted model, not a curated record. Gene Ontology annotation, molecular function: serine-type endopeptidase activity. The transcript has a single exon. Lineage: Eukaryota; Fungi; Ascomycota; Sordariomycetes; Sordariales; Chaetomiaceae. Gene Ontology annotation, biological process: proteolysis. Bases 1 to 705 code for a protein of 234 amino acids.